AUGGCGUUCGCCACGGGGGAGCUUGAGAGUAUGGGCGGAAGGUGGAGCAAGGACAUUGAGAAAACCAAGAUGGCGUCGAGUCCAACCCCAACUUAUAUUGACUUUAGAAUAGGCCUACAUGCCCUGAGUGACAGGGAGAUUGUCCUUAGUUACCGUUUGAAUAGAGUUUCAAUUGAGAGGCUCUUUCUUGAGAUCAAAGACUCCCUUGAACCUAUAACAUAUAGGACAAAGGCAACCCCUGGAAUGUUAAAACUGCUGGCUGUCCUCUAUUUCCUGGCCACAGGAUCAUUUCAAGCAGUAACCAGUUUAGAUGUGGGGAUGAGCCAGGCUACUUUUUCAAAGCAUCUAUCAGUCGUUCUAAAUGCCUUGCACCAACGGCUAGUGCAUUAUGUGCAGUUUCCAAAAACACCAGAGGAUUGGCAUCGUGUGAAACUCCAGUUCUACAUGAUUGCUAGGAUGACAAACUUCUUGGGUACAAUUGACUAUGCCCAUGUGUUAGUGCGGCCUCCAAAGGGAAGAGAAGAGCCCUAUCAUGACCGCAAGCAUAAUCACUCUUUAAAUAUACAAGUGAUCUCUGAUGCCAAAUUGAGGAUAAUAAACAUCCCAGGUGCAACCCAUGAUUCCUUUAUCCUGAGGAAUUCGACCAUUCACAACAUGUUUCAGGAUCAACAAAUGCCGGAGGAGAUUCAGGCUAUUCAUGUCCCAUGGCUUUUCAUUACUGUGCUGAACCCCACAACUCCUGCGCAAGUGCGCUAUAAUGAGGCUCACACAUCUGUGAUAGAGCGCACAUUUGGUGUUUUGAAGAGCAGAUUUCAUUGUUUAGACAUCUCCGGGGGAGUACUUCAAUACCCACCCAAGAAAAGCAAACUGAUGCUAGAGGAGUACAAGCCAGAUUCGAUUAUAUCCAUGCUUUAUUUGACCAAUGAUCAUAGGCAGUUGGAGAUUGUGGAGGUGAUCUUUCCCUUCUUGAAGAUAUUAAUUCACUAA
Messenger RNA from Bombina bombina (fire-bellied toad), 987 nucleotides. RefSeq names its product putative nuclease HARBI1. NCBI's taxonomy places the organism in Eukaryota, Metazoa, Chordata, Amphibia, Anura, Bombinatoridae. The coding region runs from base 1 to 987 and encodes 328 amino acids. The transcript has 5 exons. The record is from RefSeq and is a predicted model, not a curated record.